AUGGUCUAACGUAAUCUGGGUUUUCAGUGCGAGACGUUAAUGUGACGGGUGUAGUGAAGACACGCCAUGGAGGUCUGCCGGAGGUCCUCGUGGCUUUUGCUGCUUCUUGGAGUUUCGCUUCUCGCCACUACCUUGCAGGGUGUGCAAGGUGAGGUAGAGUCAGAAGGUCCUUCCGAAUCCGAAUGCCGGCCAUAUAUCGAAAAAGCUCUCAAAGAGCUCGAAACGGGAGAAUCCGGAACCAUAGGGACUCCAGAAACCGGGGACAGUAAAGAAGAUGUUCCUACAGUAGAAGUCACUACCGACGACUCCGAUCACCGAGAAGGUGAUGGAGAUGACGAUACUCACGAAGAAGGCACUGAAAGCAUCGAAAGCGUCGAACCCGAUCAAAACGCCCCAGACGAACAACAAUCUGAGCAAGAGGAAACUCAAGAAGAGAGCGCUGAGGGAACUGAAGCCGAACACUAUGCGGAAGAUACGGAUACACAGGAAGAAACUGGUGCUAGUCAAGAACAAGAAGCGAUAAGUAGUGAUGAAGGUGAAGAACAAAAAGCUGAAGAAACCGGAGAGGACGCAGACACUGGUGAAGAUACAACUGAGGCGGAAGGAGAAGAGCAAGCCGAACAAGAAAGCGAAACUGCUGAAGAAGGAGAGAGUGUAGAAGAAGCAACUGGAGAUGCGGAAGAAGAAACACAAACCGAAGAAGGGGAAGACACUCAAGAAGAAGCAGACACCAAGGAGGAAGAAGCAGAAACUAAAGAAGACACAGAAAGCGUCGAAGCCGAGGCACAAGUAGCCGAACAAGAAGAAACCGGUGAAGAUACUCAGGAGGAAACAGACGAAACUAAAGAAGAAGGAGAAGAUACACAAGAAGAACAAGCGGAUGAAGCAAAAGAAGACGAAAGCGAAACUCAAGAAGAAGAGGCAGAUGAAACGAAAGAAGAGGAAGCGGAGGAAACUAAAGAAGAAGAGGGAGAAACUAAGGAGGAAGAGGAAGAAACUAAAGAAGAAGUGGAAGAAACUAAAGAAGAAGAAACUAAGGAAGAAGAAGCGGAAGAAACUAAAGAAGAAGAAGUAGAAGAAGAAACUCAAGAAGCUGUCGAAGGCGAAAAGGAAAGUGCGGAAGGUGAAGCUGAAAGCACUGAAGAACAACAAGGUGAAGAUGUAGAAAGCGAACAAGAAGAAACUCAUGAAGACGAAGCCGACACUAAAGAAGAACAAGACGAAACCGCCGAAGACCAACAAGACGAGACAGCAGAAGAUACUAAAAGUGAAGCCGCUGAUGAUGAUAAAAGUGAAGCCGCCGCAGAUGAUGAUAAAAGUGAAGCCGCCGCAGACGAUGAUAAAAGUGAAGCCGCCGCAGACGAUGAUAAAAGCGAAGACACAGGUGAUGAUAAAAGUGAAACCGCAGAAGAAGAAACUGUUGAAGAGCAAGAAGGAGGUAGUACAGAAGCUGAAGCAACUGGAGACGCUGAUGAAAGAAGUGCAGAAAAAGACGACAGUACUCCUGACGAAGCUGCACAACAAGAAAGUGAAGAAGGUGAAGUUGCCGAAACACCUGAAGGCGAAAGUGCAGAGAGUGCAGGAGAAGCUGAAGAAGCUGUAACAGGUGGCGAGGAAAGUGUGGAAGGUGAGGAGCAAAGCACGGAAGGCGAGGAAGGUAGCGAGGGAGAGAAAAGUGGCGAAACUGAAGAAUCUGCUCCCGAGGAAGAGCUUUCUCUUGAUGUUGAAAUUCCAAGCGACCUGAGGGAUAGAAGUCACGUCGAACAUCUUCUCAAAGUUGAUGAAGAAGCAUCCGAAACCGAAAAAAUAAUAAAUAGAGUAGCCGAAAUAACACUGAGAGAGUUGAAGAAACUAUACGAAAACGCGAUAAAACCGUUGGAGGUACUUUAUAAGUACAGAGAUUUAAGUAAUAGGCACUUCGGCGAUGCUGAGAUUUUCUCCAAACCGUUGAUACUUUUUAUGGGCCCAUGGAGUGGCGGAAAAUCUUCAAUAAUUAAUUAUUUGUUAGAUAACGAGUACAACGAAACAUCAUUAAGAACAGGAGCUGAACCGUCCCCUGCAUAUUUCAACAUUUUGAUGUAUGGAGAUGAGCCAGAAAUUUGGGACGGUACACAAUUAGCAGCCGAUUUUACAUUUUCUGGGUUACAGAAAUUUGGACAAGGUCUAGAGGAAAGACUCAGAGGUGUGAGAUUACCCAGCAAGCUAUUAGAAAAAGUUAAUAUAGUAGAGAUUCCUGGCAUCUUGGAAGUACGUAAACAAGUUUCACGCGUAUUUCCUUUCAAUGAUGCUUGCCAGUGGUUUAUUGACAGGGCCGACAUAAUAUUUUUGGUGUAUGAUCCUUCAAAAUUAGACGUCGGUCCUGAAACCGAAGCUAUUCUUGAUCAGCUUAAAGGAAGAGAGCAUCAGACCCGAAUCGUGUUAAAUAAAGCUGAUCAAGUGAAACCCGAAGAAUUGAUGAGGGUCCAAGGAGCCCUAAUUUGGAACAUUUCUCCUCUUAUGUCAUCCGCUCAGCCUCCAGUUAUGUACACAACGUCGUUGUGGUCAAGACCCUACGAAUCGUGGGCUCCGUCGAGGCUAUUGCAAGCACAAGAAAGAGGUUUUUUGAGGGAUCUAAGGUCAGCUAUUGACAAACGUAUCGAAAAUAAGAUCGCUAGCGCGCGUAGAUUUGCGGUACGCGUGCGUAACCAUGCCAAAAUGGUGGAUUGUUAUUUAACCACAUAUUAUAACCAUAAGUCCGUUUUUGGCAACCGUAAGCAAGUGGCUGACGAAAUCAUCGAGCACCCUCAGGACUACCAUAUCUACGAAGGACUUUCGACUCUGACGAACAUUUCGCGUUAUGAUCUCCCCGAUCCUGACGUUUACAAAGAUUUUUUCAAGCUGAAUCCAUUGUACGAUUUCCAACAGCUUUCAGCUACGUGUACAUAUUUCAGAGGAUGUCCUAUUAAUAGGCUAGAUGUUGCCAUAGCAUACGAUCUCCCUGAACUAGUCGGAAAGCACAAGCGUUUAGUGGAAAGUGCUUUGGCAGAAGCCAAUCAAACACCUGUUCCGGGCAGUUGAGCCGUACGCCGAGGACCAAGUUUUAAGCCCUUACGUGUAGACAAUAUUCUGCACGCGUUAAAAGACUCUCGACGUCAUCGAACGUCGAAGCGACAUCAUUUUCAAAUUGUUCGUUCUAAAUUUUCCUAGUGUUGUCGCAAUUCUUCUUACUGGACUGAUGUGAAGUGCACGGACAAUAGUCAGCCACGCUUAUAUAGUCUCCUGCCAUGUGUGUUGAUCGCAUUUAAGAGUUCUUGCAAUCGGAGUGUUCAUUCAGAAAUCGAUUUCAAAGAGAGUGGGUUAUAUGUAUUUUUGACACCAGAUGUACAAUUCCUUACCAGCUUUACUAAAUUUAUGACAAGUGUUUCUAAUUGUAGUAAUGUGUAUAUUAUUUAUGUACAAAUAAUCGACUUUGUAGUGAAUAACUUAGUUUUUAUUUUCUCAUCUUUUUUUUUUCAAUCAGAGGAGAAUGUGUAACAAUGUAAGAAGACAUAGGUUAAGUACUUAAAUAAAUCAGUAUAUUUUCA
This is a messenger RNA of Zophobas morio, 3563 nucleotides long. Its product is annotated as DNA ligase 1. NCBI's taxonomy places the organism in Eukaryota, Metazoa, Arthropoda, Insecta, Coleoptera, Tenebrionidae. Gene Ontology annotation, biological process: translation. The coding region runs from base 67 to 3057 and encodes 996 amino acids. Gene Ontology annotation, cellular component: ribosome. The record is from RefSeq and is a predicted model, not a curated record. Gene Ontology annotation, molecular function: structural constituent of ribosome. The transcript is spliced from 9 exons.